AUGUUCAGAUUUAGAAAGAAUUCAUUGUUGAACUUGUACCUGGAGAAAGAGAAUGAAACAGAGCACAUCCUUGUUAAUCAUGAUCCUCAAGAGGCGUUCAGCCUUGGAUUUAUCAUGAGACUGUGUAGCAAGAACGCCGAGGUGGCGCAGCGCUAUAAGCUGUGGAUAUUUCUGGCUAAGCGAUUGGGUGCCGUAGAUCAUCCUUCCGACUGUAGCCAAGUGAACUCUGCCUAUUGCUCCGGUGUCUUUAGAAUUACGCCGAGUUCUGGAUUAAAUUAUGACGUGUUCUGUGACCUCGAUACAGAAAACGGAUCAUGGACUGUAUUUCAAAACAGACAGGACGGUGAGGUGGAUUUCUACAGAAAUUGGGCGGACUACCAAAAAGGCUUCGGAGACUUGAACGGAAAUUUUUGGGCGGGGCUGGAUAUAAUCCAUCAACUCACCCUCAAGGAUUCCGUCCUGCUGAUAGAGUUGGUCUCAUGGUCUGGCGUUGUUGCUUAUGCCCGGUAUUCGGAAUUCAGCAUCGCAAGCGAGUCAAGUGGGUACCAGCUCUCUGUUGCAGGAUUUUCAGGAAACGUUACAUUUGACGCAAUGAGUUACCAUAAUGACCGCGGGUUCUCUACCUACGAUAAAAACGAUCGCUUUUGCGCAAGCCGAGCAUUCGGCGGCUGGUGGUACAGGAACUGUUAUGAUUGUAAUCUUAAUGGUCCAUACAAGAGAGAUAAUGGCAGUGAUAUUUACUCCUCGAUGGUGUGGUUGAAGUUCCUCCCCAACCGGAGAUAUGUACCUUUGAUGAAAACUAGAAUGUUGGUGAAACCGUCGGAUGAUUAACGUUUUUUGUUCAGACCACUGCGUCCUCUCCAUGUAGUGACUUAAGAGUCCGAUUCUGUACGAAACAAGUGUAUAUCAACGAAAUGACAUUACCUAGAAAUGGAAGGGUAACAUUCCUCCCAAUCGUGUUAUGUGUAAUCGAUUCUGUAACAUUUGUUUCCUACUCACGGACCUGACACAUUGGGUAUGAUACUCUGUCUGAGAAGUGUAUUUAAGUCUUACAAGAAUGAAGCAUUUUAGAGAAGACCAAAAAAUGAAUUAAUCAGCAUCAUCAUAGUUGUUUCGUCCCUAUAGGACUCGUCAGUGAUUUAAGGGACAUCAUACAGCUGAUUCGUCCUACUAGACUCGUCAGUGAUGUUAGGGACACCAUACAGCUGAUUCGUCCUUCUGGACUUCUCAGUGAUGUUAGGGAUACCAUACAGCUGUUUCGUCCCUCAAUCUAAUUAAAAUGUAGAUGUUUAUCCUCACUACGUUACAUGUAACGCAGUGAAAAUGACCAUCUAUAUUUUAAUUAACUGUAUAUGACUAGUCAGUGAUGUUAUGAGCCCUACUUAGUGAUACCUAGGAGUCAGCGUAGAUAUUAAAGUACAGAAAAAAACUGGUGAAGGAGCAUUUUGAAAAAUAUAUAAUUUCUGUCUCUUAGCAAUGGACAGUGUUGUGAUGUAUAGUAUAACUUCAAACCGUGAGUUAUAGGUAUUUUGUGUAGUUAUGUGAUGUCAACU
This is a messenger RNA of Pecten maximus, 1553 nucleotides long. Its product is annotated as microfibril-associated glycoprotein 4-like. The transcript is spliced from 6 exons. Bases 1 to 831 code for a protein of 276 amino acids. The record is from RefSeq and is a predicted model, not a curated record. Lineage: Eukaryota; Metazoa; Mollusca; Bivalvia; Pectinida; Pectinidae.